Molecule: messenger RNA, 1726 nt
Organism: Amoebophrya sp. A120
Lineage: Eukaryota; Dinophyceae; Syndiniales; Amoebophryaceae
Source: the annotation of a GenBank genome assembly
CAAAGUUACAGAGAUCUUGCAGCCUUCGGCGGAUAUUUUCUCUGCGCCAGUGAGUUUGUUUUCCUUUUCUGCCCUUGAGAUUCAUCGACUUUCAAGAACUUGGUAUCAAGUCUUGACGAGGAUGAUCAAGAUGCAGUGCAAGCCGACGCGCGUUGCACAGGACCGGGGUCGUCCACCAGUGCGGUUGCGUCGCCACAAGUCUCUCCCGUCGGAGGGCUGGAUGAGAAGAUUCCCCACUGGUGGAGCACUUCUGUUUCUGCUUCUCUUGGUCCCGUGUAAUGGCGCAAUAGAGGCGGGUGAGGAGAUGAAAGAGGAACACUUGCUGGCGUCCCGGCUGAGUCGUCCGACUGUCCCCCGGUCGAGACCGAAUCACGAUGAGCACGCGCGCCGGCACGAAGCUGAAACGCCAUUUGUGCUGCAGCCAGGUGGCGAAAGCGAACCAAAAACAGUCAAAAGAACGUCACCGACAUAUGGGUUUAUUCGGACCGACGACGCACCACAGGACCCUAGCACAGAAAGUGUGCUGCCCGCAAUCGGCAGCGAGGACUCGUCGAGGUUUACGGCGGACCAGGAAGACGAGACGGCUAGCGGUAGUACCGUGCAACCUGGGACAAGCGAGAUGCUAGAAUUUUUGCACGCCGACUUGGCGGAAGCUGGCGACGCUGCCUCUCCUCAAGCAGACCGAGAACAGGAAGGAAUCCGAGACCCGUCGAAAAUAGAUGCCGCGACGACCACCACUGCUUCCAGGACUGAUGAUCCGGCAGUGCAAGCUCUCGCACUGCAGCUGCAGCAAAGUAUGCCACAGAAAAGAACUCCUUUAUCAUUAAAAAGAAAAAACUAGAACUACUCGUUCGUGGUGCACCACAAAAGAGCUGGCCGUUCGGCAUGGCGAACUUUUUCGGUAAGUAGAAGUACCCGUCUAUUAGCUAAACUGCGCCACAAAGUGCACUCUGGACGACGGACAGUUAUUUGCCUUUCUUGUGGAGGUCUCUAAAUUACAUACAAGGCGGCGAACAAUUAUCUCGAAGCAAGUUCAAGCAGCAAACGGCACUAACACAGAUUCAUUUUUUUUCUGGUACCGUUGGAGGGCUUUUCUGUAGGAUACAUGUGGAGCAGGAGCUGCGGGCGAUGCGCGCAAAGCAGGAGGCAGAUCAAAGCGCUACGGCGUAUCCUGCUUAGUAAAAACGUCCCCACCUCCCUAGACGCAAGAUCAUGGGGACUUCGCUACACAAACCAACAAGUUUUGGCUGUUGCGCCUGACCUACCUUCCCUGCGUGACAGCCAUCUGCGGCCGUUUGCACAGGGGGAGGCAAAGUGUGCCGCACUUCUGUUUAGAAUGACAAGUUUGGGUUCGUAGUGUAAUCCUCUUGAGCUGGUGCAGCCGCGUGAGAAAUCGAUAUAGCUUAUCCUGAUUCUAGCUUGACAAGUUCCACCCAGAUAGCAUUUAUCAGCAAAUGCCUUUCAUGUGGCUGCGCAUGGGAAACAUUAUUUUAUGCAUGCAGAUUUGCGCGACAACUCAGGCGUGGGGACGUCAUUACACAGGAUACGGCGAAGCGGUUCGUGGAGGAACGGAACGCGACGGAGAGCCGCUUUGUUCACGUUCGCAACGCGGGCUCGCUUAACGAAAUCAUUUUGCAGCGUUUGCUCGCCCUUACCAUCGCACGGAUUCGCGCGAGGAGUCUUACUUCCAUCAUUUUGCUGGUCGUUGGGUUCAUUGCCGUGGUAG